Messenger RNA from Spodoptera littoralis (African cotton leafworm), 829 nucleotides. NCBI's taxonomy places the organism in Eukaryota, Metazoa, Arthropoda, Insecta, Lepidoptera, Noctuidae. The record is from the annotation of a GenBank genome assembly.
GUUCAGAAAUCAGUAUGACAGCGAUGUUACGGUAUGGAGCCCUCAGGGUCGUCUCCACCAAGUGGAGUAUGCCAUGGAAGCUGUAAAGCUAGGAUCAGCUACCGUAGGUCUGAAGAACAAACAAUAUGCUGUCCUCAUUGCUCUCAAGCGGGCCGUGAGCGAGUUGUCCGCUUACCAGAAGAAAAUUAUUCCAAUUGAUGAGCAUAUUGGCAUCUCUAUCUCUGGUUUGACUGCUGAUGCUAGAAUGUUGAGCCGUUUCAUGCGCACCGAGUGCCUUAACCACAAGUAUGCGCACGAUGCACCAAUGCCUGUUGGCCGUCUCAUCGGUCUAGUUGGAAACAAGAUGCAGAUUUGUACGCAGAGGUACGACAAGAGGCCUUUGGGAGUGGGACUGUUAGUAGCUGGCUACGACGACCAAGGACCACAUAUCUACCAGACUUGUCCAUCAGCAAACUUCUUCGAUUGCCGUGCGAUGGCGAUCGGAGCUCGGUCACAAUCAGCUCGUACUUACUUAGAGAAGCACCUGACUUCGUUCCUGGACUGUGAUCUUCAGGAGCUGGUCGCUCAUGGACUUCGAGCUCUCAGAGAUACCUUGCCUAAUGAAGUGGAUCUUAAUACUAAGAACGUGUCCAUCGCCAUCGUGGGUCCAAAGACUCCUCUGCGCAUAGCUGAUGAAGAGGAACUGACUCGUCUCCUAGCGCUGGUGGAAGGCGAGGAGAGGAGGGGCGGCGGUGCCAGCGCUACUGGUGACGCGGGUGCGCCUGCUGACCGCGACCGUGAUGCCCCGGGGGACGAUCCUCAACCCGCCGUGGCCAUGGAUACGGAGUAA